Molecule: messenger RNA, 2657 nt
Organism: Nannospalax galili (Upper Galilee mountains blind mole rat)
Lineage: Eukaryota; Metazoa; Chordata; Mammalia; Rodentia; Spalacidae
Gene: St6galnac5
Product: ST6 N-acetylgalactosaminide alpha-2,6-sialyltransferase 5
Exons: 6
Coding region: 232-1254 (340 amino acids)
Biological process (GO): oligosaccharide metabolic process; ganglioside biosynthetic process
Molecular function (GO): alpha-N-acetylgalactosaminide alpha-2,6-sialyltransferase activity
Source: RefSeq, a predicted model, not a curated record
GGCGGCAGUUGUGUGGAUCACAGAGAGACUCGGAGGGUCCGGCUCAGUUUUAAUUCGCCUCUAAUCUCCUCAACAGCGGCGCUGCCGGGUCCCGCGGCUCCUGCCCCGGCUCCAGCCACCGGGCGACCAUCCGAGCCGCCUCGGCUCCAUCAUCCAACCAUGGAAACCCUCCAAGAAAAAGUGGCUCCGGACGUGCGUGCCUAAGGAUUCCGCACAAAAGAGGUGCCCAAAAUGAAGACCCUGAUGCGCCAUGGUCUGGCAGUGUGUUUAGCGCUCACCACCAUGUGCACCAGCUUGUUGCUCGUGUACAGCAGCCUCGGCGGCCAGAAAGAGCGGCCGGCGCAGCAGCAACAGCCGCAACAGCCGCAGCAGCCGCAGCAGCAGCAGCAGGCGACAGCGACGGGCAGCGCGCAGCCGGCGGCGGAGAGCAGCCCCCAGCCGCGCCGCGCCGCCCCCGCAGGACCCCGGCCGCUGGACGGAUACCUCGGCGUGGCAGACCACAAGCCCUUGAAAAUGCACUGCACCGACUGCGCCCUGGUGACCAGCUCAGGGCACCUGCUACGUAGUCAGCAGGGCCCCCAGAUCGACCAGACAGAGUGUGUCAUCCGCAUGAACGACGCCCCCACCCGUGGCUAUGGGCGUGAUGUGGGCAACCGCACCAGCCUAAGGGUCAUCGCACACUCCAGCAUCCAGAGGAUCCUCCGUAACCGCCAUGACCUGCUCAAUGUGAGCCAGGGCACCGUGUUCAUCUUCUGGGGCCCCAGCAGCUACAUGCGGCGGGAUGGCAAGGGCCAGGUGUACAACAACCUGCAGCUCCUGAGUCAGGUGCUGCCACGGCUGAAGGCCUUCAUGAUCACACGCCACAAGAUGCUACAGUUUGAUGAACUCUUCAAGCAGGAGACUGGCAAAGACAGGAAGAUCUCCAACACGUGGCUCAGCACUGGCUGGUUCACCAUGACGAUCGCGCUGGAGCUCUGUGACAGGAUUGAUGUCUACGGCAUGGUGCCCCCAGACUUCUGCAGGGACCCUAACCACCCCUCAGUACCUUAUCAUUACUAUGAGCCUUUUGGACCUGAUGAAUGUACAAUGUACCUCUCCCAUGAGCGAGGACGCAAGGGCAGUCAUCACCGUUUCAUCACAGAGAAACGAGUGUUUAAGAACUGGGCACGGACAUUCAACAUUCACUUUUUUCAACCAGACUGGAAACCAGAAUCACCUGGUACAAAUCAUGCUGAAAAUAAGCCUGUAUUCUGAGGAAGGACUGCGCUAGACUGUAAUGCCAGAUACCCACAGUGUCAGGCACGAGGCCAGGGACUUCUUGAAGCACCAGGCAGGAAAGGGGAACUGAACUGGUGACAGAUAAGAGCCCCACCCCUCAGCACCCUGGACAACUGCCUGGCGGACCUGCAGCCCAUGUGGUGUGUGAAAACAUUCCAGAAUGAACUCAUCCUAAGGAGUGAUGUCUCUUGGAAAGGGAAGCUGAGCCCUUGAUUCAGUGACACUGCCAAGGCUGAGAACACUCCAGAAGCGCUGCCUUUGAAACUGAAACACUAGCAGCCCAGCGCCCUUGGCUGCGUUUCUUUGUAGUCAUACCAUGUCAAGACUCUUCUGUCGGGCUGUCCUCUGACCUGACCUGUAACCUUUGUCAUUUGAUGAAUCUGAUUUGUAAAAAGCCAGAAAGUACAGACACGACUUCUGAAGAGCACAUCUCCAAUGACCAUCAUGAAGCAAAUGUCUGCUAUUUAUUUAUUGAGAGUUUUUUAGUGUAUUCUAGGCCAGUAUUUUUAUAGAUUAUGAUUAUGUGGUAAUUUAUUCUUCCUGACUCUUUAAUCCUGAAUGGUGUUGGAAUGGUCUAGAACUGAGCUGGCAAGUUACUGCAUUCAUGACGCUCAUCAUUAGCAUGAAAUCGGUACAUGACUUGAAAAUCUUUUGUGGCAUUUUUUGAACCCUGGGCUUCAGGCAAAUUGCUCUUCCAUGAGAACAGCUAUAACAUUUUCUAAUGUACAUAAGUGUCCAAAAGAACAAAAAUCAAAAACCAAAAACUGUGUUAUUAAAACAAAAAGAUGCCAACGAGAGAAAUGUAAAGAUGCGAUAGUUUCUUUCAUAACAACUGAUAAAGUAACUUCUCUUCGGUUGCACUUUCCUCUUCUUCAGAAUGAUGCUGCACCAGAUGAUCUCUCGGCUUCUCGUGCAAAGCUAAGAUUGUGUGGUCCUCUAGCUGCCCAGCUGAGGUCUAGACAGGGCUAGAUCUGGAAUGACAGGCCUCCAAGAGCAGCAGGAACCUACAGUGGGCAUGGGGGUGGGUGUUACGGUUCAGAACUACGUACCUCUCUCUGGGGUUGAAAGCAUGUUUCCUCCUGGAUCUCUCUGGACUAACUCCAUUUCCUGUUUCUCUGGGGGGGGGGAGAGGAGAGAGAGAGAGAGGGAGAGAGAGAGAGAGAGAGAGGAGGGGAAGCGGGGGAGAUCUGAAUGUUCUCUGGCUUCAGGUGCUGAGAGCUGCCCUUUUUUGAGAGGACAUUCCCUGGCACACAACCUACUAUCCCAUAAACCAUUCAGACUCACUCACUGCCAAUCUUAGUCUGAAGGAAUAGAAAAGACUCAAGUUAUUCAAAGCCAAAAUGAACUAGUAUUAUAGAUUUUUCUUUUCAACAAGUAAU